Molecule: messenger RNA, 990 nt
Organism: Anopheles bellator
Lineage: Eukaryota; Metazoa; Arthropoda; Insecta; Diptera; Culicidae
Product: splicing factor Cactin-like
Exons: 2
Coding region: 94-834 (246 amino acids)
Source: RefSeq, a predicted model, not a curated record
ACAGCUCGCUGCAACAAACCACAGUAGUGCAAAACGAAUUAUUACCAGACUUUAUCAUAAAAAACGUUGAAAUACACAACCGUCUCGGGACUAAUGCCUCGCUCAUACUCGCGAUCGCCUUCCCGGUCCCGUAAAUCGCAUCGAAGUAAUAAGCAUGGCAAAAAGCAACGCUCCCGGUCACGGGAAUAUGAAUAUCGUCGAAAGGACAGCGACAGAAGCCGGCGCGUGGACCGAUCGAAAUCUCGCUCGGUAACAUCAUCAUCGUCGUACCGUCAGGAGAAAAAAGCAUCCUAUCGAAGCCGAUCCAAGGAUGAUCGACGCUACAAGGGUUCGUCUAGCAAAAAGUCCACAUCUCGCGAUCGAUACCGAGGACGCACGUCACGCGACCGGGAGCGCUACCGUCGCUCAUCCAGCAGCUCCAGCUCAUCGACGUCCAGUAGCUCCAGCAGCUGUUCGCAUGCGAGUAGCACCAGUUCACGAUCGUCCAAGAAUUCGAGAAAAUCUUCACCACCUAGGAAAUCUCUGGAGAAAGAGUACGUUUUCAAAUCCAUGAACGCAGACCCCAACCUCGUUGAUCAUUCGGAAACGGCUGCGAAAUUGGAAAAUUUGGAUGCCGACGAAUUCGUUCCUCAAGCGUUCGUGUCCACCAGGAAACCGGUCACCAACAUCGUUAUCGAUCUUGCAUCUCAAACCAUCAAAGUGCCCGCAACGGAACAACCGAAGGUUCUGGAGGAAGAUUCUCUCUUUCAUCCCUCAUUCUUUCCAGGCGAUGACGACGAGCGAAUGGCACGAUGGAUCAAGAAAUUGCACAGCUUACGCCAAACCUUACUCUGAAUUACGCGAGACUGAGCGGGUACAGCUUAAUAAACGUAAUUUAUUGACUAACGACAAGGACGCUGGUUGUUUCAAAAUAUAUCCGAGCCAGUUUUCCGGGCCUUCGCCCAGGCCUCGUCCUUUGAAAGGGCUUCGUCCGCCGAUGGUUCGACCGGG